AUGGAGGAAGAGCAAAACAUUGAUGAAGCACAGCUGGAUGUUUUAGACAUGCUGAUGAGACCCCCUCUUCCUGGGACCAUGCAAGAGGCCAUGGCCUACUGGGAGUACUUGGACUGCCAGACUGUGUCCUGUGAUGCCUGGCUGUGGAGGAGGAACCUGGGCAAACCAGGCCAAACCUUGAAGAAAGGCAAAGCUCUGAAAAAGGGCAUGGUCCUCAUGAAACCAGUCAAGAAAAAAGGUGCAGGAAACCCACAGCCCAAGCUGAGAAAAAGUUUCCCUGAAGUUGACCAGGAUGCUUUAGAUGAUGCCCUUGACAGCCACAUCAGGCAGAUUGGUGUGCAAGAAGCAUUGAACCUGCUGGACUACAGGCAUCUCCAGCCACAGCAGGCUGAGAUCCCCAGAGCCAUGUUCAAAUUGCACCCUCUCCUCAAAGCAUUGGUGCAAGUCAGCCCCAGUGCAGAAAUCAGGUACAGGAAUCUGAAACACAAGUUUGGGGCUGAACUCUUGAACAAGUACUGGGAGGUGGAAGCAGCUUUGCUACCUGGGAGGGCUGCUGACAGCAUACUUGUCCUCCUUAAACACUGGAGGAGGGUGACAGCCAGUCCAGCAGGUUGGGAAAGGUUUGGCACCAAACUUGACACAGCACAGUUCCAAGUGCUCACUGGUCUAUACAAAAAAACUGGUAAAAAGGUUGGUGGGUCACCAGGCAAGAGGAAGCUGAAGAAAGAGGUGUCAGAUGUUACAAUGGCAUCUGAUGGCUUCCCUGCAAUGUUGGCCACUUCUUCUGCAUCAGAGGCAGAGGAUGGUUCUGAUGGUGAAGCUUCUGAAGCUUCUGAAGCUUCUGAAGCUUCUGCUGCACCCAGCAACUCUUUGCUUGGGUCUCCACCUCCUGUGACCAAAGCUAUGUGGAGGGAAAAGGCUGGCAAGCCUGUGAAGAAAAGGCCUGCUGGGAAAGGAAGUAAAGAGAAGGACGGUGCCAAGAAAAAACCAGCAGCAGGAAAAAAACCAGCAGCAGAAGUGAAAAAGAAGCCAGGUGACACAGGCUUGGGGCCAGAUACCCCAAUUGCCCAGGAGACCCUGAGCAUAGGUGGUGGCAAGAACCAGUCCUACAUACAACACAUGCCUUUUGGCCCAAACACUGUCAAGAAGCUUGUGGUCAGUGUGUCUUUGGCCCAAGCUGCCAAGCUCAAGGUUUCCCAUAAGCAGCUGGUGGAGGAGCUCUUGCCUGCUUGCAAGCAGGCUGGUGCCACCAAGGUGGCUAUGGGUAUGGUACCAGCCAAGCAGCUGCAUCCCAGCCUCCAAGCCCCAAAGGACCACCCAGGGAUCAGAGGAGUGGCCUUGGGAAAGGGCAAGCAAAAGGCCUUGGGAAAGGGCAUGCAAAAGGCCUUGAAAAAGGGCAAACAAAAGGCAGACCUGAGCCUGGAAGAAAAGAUGGAAACCUUCCAAAAGAAAGCCAAUGGAAAUGUUCAGACUUUCCUUGACAGCCUCACCCCUGGCCAGAGAGAAGCCCUUUGGGGUCGCUUUAGCAGGGCAAGGGAUGCCUUGAAGGAUCCCAAAGCCACAGAGCUGUGGAACACCCACUGUAAGGGGAAGGGAAGUGAAGAGAAAAAAAAACAGCUGCUGGCUGUGUUUUUGAAGAACAGGGGUGAUCUGAAGAAGGCUGGCAUCUACCACAAAGAGUUGGUUGCCUUGACCGAAGUUUCAGGCAGCUUGGCUGGCAGAACCCAAAUUUCAAUGGGUGUUCUGAGUGCCAUCACUCCUGACCAAGAAGAGUGGCAGUUCUGCCUGGAGACAGCAAUUGUCUACAGUGACAAGCAGUCCAAGCAUGAGAUGAACAUGGAGGCUGCCACCAAACUGGAAGCCAUCCAAUGGAUGGAAGCCAGAAAGGCUGGCACCAUGUUGAGCCCUGAGGAAGGGCUGGCAGCAAAUGCCUUGAAUGAUGUCCUCCCCACCAGUGCCAAAAAAAAGGCUAAAGAGCUUGCAGCUAUCAAAGACAAAGAGUCAGAUGAAGAAGGUGAUGCAGAAGAUGAGGAAGAAGAUAGCAAACAAAAGCUCAAUGCAGCUGCAAAGGAAGCUGACCUCCUGUCAGACAUGGGGGGGAGCAAAAGCAAAGAGCUCACAGCCAAGAGAAUCUUGAAGAUGCUCAAGCUGGUCAAGCAAAUCAAUGCUGGCCUUGCAAAGGGCAGCUCAGGGAGCAAGGCAGCAAAGCACCAGAAGGAACUGCAGAGUUGCCAAGUUGAGUUGCAAAAACUUAGCAAGCAGGGGCAGAAGGUCAAGCUGGAAGUUGCCAAGGACACUCUCUGUGAAGCAGCACUGGCUGUAAAGAGAGCAGAAAAGGAGCUUGCAUCCCUUGGCAACCAUGGCCAGAAUCCCAACCACAUUGCCCACCAAUUGCAAUCCAAGUACUGUGAAAGCACUGACAUAGACUUGCCCAUGCCCUACUUUGUGGAGACUCCUGUGCAGCUCAGAACAGCAGAUGGCCUGUAUGUGGCACAGAAGAAAAUAGGGAUGUUCUUACCACAUGAGUGGUUUUAUUGGCUUUGUGGCCAAGACCAAGCUAUGUCAGGGUUGCAAGAUGUUGAAGAGUUCUGGAAAGAACACAGCCCAAAAGACCCACAGCUGAAGAACAACAUUAUCAAAGAGACUCAGCAGCAUAGAGAGCACAGACAUAAGUGCUUGCCCUGUGGCUUACAUGGAGAUGGGGGCCAAUUCCAGCGAAAUGAUAGCAUCAAUGUGAUCAGCAUGAGGAGCCUGCUAUCCAGCCCCAAUGUUGCUUCAAGCCAGCUCUUGCUACUGGCUUUGCCAAAGGGUGCCAUCAACAAGAGCCCUGAUGAUGCAGCAUCUGACACCAUGAAGGUCCUUUGGCAAGUACUCCAAUGGUCUUGGGAAGCUGCUUUCUACAACAAGUUUCCUGAAUUUGACCAUGCAGGGAACCCUUGGCCAGCAAAGUCUUGGAGACAGCAAAUGGCUGGUCAACCUUUGAGCAGAGAAGGCUUCAGAGCUUGCAUCUGGGCAGUGCAGGCAGAUGGUGAGUACCUCCAGAAUGAGUUCCAGCUGAAAGGUGCAUCACAUGAGGAGAUGUGCUUCAAUUGCUCAGCAAACAAAAGCACUCUCCCCUAUAAUGACUUCAGGCCCACUGCAGCUUGGAGGGCUACAGUGGUGGAGCAUGCAGGGACAUGUCCUACAGAUCAUGUGAUCAGCACCAUUCCAGGUGUGGUUGGUGAAAGCUUCAAAUAUGACACCCUACAUGUGCUAGAGGAAGGCCUCACAGCACAUGUGCUGGCCAAUGUCCUCUUUGACCUGGUUGUGAAGCCAGGCCUGCCAGGAACACAGAAUGAGAGACUGACCUACCUCUUUAGGAAAAUCUGCGCCCUCUACCAAGAGCAAGGCAUUGAGGCCAGUGACAGGAUCAGGAAGCUGACACUCUCUACUUUCUGUUCUCCAAAGAGCAAGCAUGAUCAGAUUCCUACUUUGACAGGGGUGAAGGCUAGACACUGCAGGUGGCUGGUACCUGUGCUGGAAGAGAUAUGCUUGGAAUUCCAGAGUACAGAGGACAAGUACAGUGUACAUCGGUUUCAAACUGUCAAGCACCUCAACCAGCUCUACACAAUCAUGGACUGCAGUGGCAUGCAUCCCACAGGGGAAGAAGCAACUUCUUUCAAAAAAAGCAUGAACCUUUGCCUCCUACACUACUCCAGGCUGUCAGUGUUGAGCAUCCAGCAAGGAAUUCUACAAUGGAAUGUGACCCCCAAGUUCCACUUGUGUGAGCACUUAGCAAGUGUCUUUCAGUGGUUCAAUCCUAAAUUUUAUUCCUGUUAUGCUGGUGAAACAAUGGUGGGCCACCUAUCAGCCCUUGCUCAUUCCUGCCUGAGUGGCACUGCCCCCUACCAGGUGGCCAGUAAGGUCACUUGGAGAUACAGGUUAGCUCUUCACCUGAGGAUCCAAGGAGCUGAUUUUUCAUGGCAAGAUAUAGAAAGUGAUUAA
Messenger RNA from Cladocopium goreaui, 3984 nucleotides. The record is from the annotation of a GenBank genome assembly. Lineage: Eukaryota; Dinophyceae; Suessiales; Symbiodiniaceae.